Hemibagrus wyckioides is the source of this 4162-nucleotide messenger RNA. RefSeq names its product claudin domain containing 1a (gene cldnd1a). The record is from RefSeq and is a predicted model, not a curated record. The transcript has 4 exons. Lineage: Eukaryota; Metazoa; Chordata; Actinopteri; Siluriformes; Bagridae. Gene Ontology annotation, cellular component: membrane. Bases 312 to 1073 code for a protein of 253 amino acids.
UACCGCUGACCGGAAAAGGAAAGCAGACGGAUUAUUUACCCCCCCCAAAAAAAAUAUCUGAACGGCAAUACAGGAGCAUAUUUGUUUGUAGUAAUAUCAUUCGUUUCCAAUUGAUAGAAUAAUUAAUAAUCAUUCAGACUGUAUCUGCCAUAUUAAAGGAGUGAGAUGAAGUGAGUUGCUGAGCGACAGAUGGAGGCUGCAUCGCGACAGAUGGGCACUUUAUUUUAUCUGAUCUGAGGAUAAACAGGAAAAAAACAACAAACCGAUCAUCCAAAGGAAGGAGAAAAAAAUCGGGUCAGAUCCUCGGCAUCAUGGUGGACAACCGUUCCGCCACGGCGUUGGUGAUUGCGGGCGUGCUGAGCACACUGGCCACGGUGUACCUGUCUGUGGCGGUGGGCACGCGCCACUGGUACCAGUACACGAGCCCGCAGGUGCGUCACGAGCACAACGCGACCGAGCUGCGCGCGCUGCACCAGGAGCUCGGCGACGGGGAGUUCGACGAGAAGACCGCGAGCGACGCGCUGUUCCGCCUUAACGGCACCCUCGGCCUGUGGUGGAGGUGCGUGCGCGUGCCCGCCGACCGCAAACGCUGGUACAGCGACCCAGAUCCUGAGAUGGACACAGAGUGUGUGAGCUUCACGCUUUCUCAACAGUUCACACCCAAGUACACAGAGCCCGGCAACCACAACAGCGGAGAGGACAUGAUACGCACCUAUCUGUGGAGGUGCCAGUUUCUCCUGCCCCUUCUCUCUCUGUGUUUGGUGUUAGUGGGAGGCCUGGUGGGAUUCUGUGCGUGUUUGUGUCGUAGUUUCAGUCCCACGCUGGGUAUUGGACUCCUCCACCUCCUUGCAGGUGUGUGUUCUCUAGGCUGUGUGUGUUGUUUUCUGGCGGGUAUGGACCUGCUACACCGUGUCUCUGUUAUACCCGACCAGGUGGACGGCUCUCUCGGUUGGUCUCUCUAUCUCGCGCUCAUUUCCUCUCCGCUGUACAUGAUGGCUGCCGCGCUACUGGUGUGGGCCGCUCGCAGCCACGGCAAGAACUACUACCGCUUUACUGCCUACCGAGUGGCCUAGAGCAUGCACUUCAGAUAAUUACAGCCAGGUCUGUGUCCUAAAUCACAUAACACACACACACACACACUUAUUAAACCGUAUGUUAACGCACUAUUACACCAACAUACUACUUUAGCAAACAAUAUGCUGAAAUGGUAUGACACCAUAAUACUAUGCCAUAAUUCUACCAUUAUACAUACUAUGAGGAACAAAGUGUGGCAUCUUACAACCAAAAUAACAAUGUUGUCGAAGUACUGUACUAACUAGUAUAAUAAAAUAGUAUACAGCCAUGCUGAAUAGUAUGAAACAAAAAUGUACACCCCAAACAAAUAAUAAAUAAUAAAUAAUAUGUCAGACUAGAAUACUGCAAUGCUGCUAUACCAGGUAGAAUCAGACAGCAGUAUUACAUCAGAAUACUGUAUUGAAAAGUAUAUUUACAUUGCAGUCGCACUACAGUACUAAAUUAUCACAGGAAAUAAAAUGUUACUAUACAACUAUCCUAAAGAGGAUAUCGGAAUCAUACAAAAUAGUAUGGCAAGAUGGCACACCGCAGUACUGCUGCACUAAAUAGUAUGGUGCAUCAGUACUCCGCUGUACUACUGUCUUAAAUAUUAUGAGGACAAUUACGCAUACAAUUACAAUAGCAUGUUACUAAAUACUAUGGCAGACUAGAGCACCUCAUUAUAUACAUGUGCAUACACCAAUCAGGCAUAACAUUAUGACCAGUUCCAGGUGAAGUGAAUAAGACUGAGUAUCUCCUCAUCAUGGCACCUGUUAGUGGGUGGGAUAUAUUAGGCAGCAAGUCAACAUUUUGUCCUCAAAGUUGAUGUGUUAGAAGCAGGAAAAAUGCGUAAUGAUUUGAGUGAGUUUGACAAGAGCCAGAUGACUGGAUCAGAACAUCUUCAAAACUGCAGAUCUAUCAAAAGUGGUCCAAGGAAGGGACAGUGGUGAACUGGCGACGGUCAUGGGCGGCCGAUGCUCACUGAUGCACAUGGGGAGUGAAGGCUGGCCCGUGUGAUCCGAUCCAGACAAGCUACUGAAGAAGUUAAUGCUGAUUCUGAUAGAAGGGUGUCAGGAUACACAGUGCAUGAUGGGUCAGGGCUGUUUUGGCAGCAAAAAUGGGGACCAACACAAUAUUAGGUCAUAAUGUUAUGCCUGCUCAGUGUACAUGUAUAAUACAAUCCAUACAAAAUAGUAUGCCAAGACACCAUCUUACUGCAUUAAAUAGUAUGGAUUAUUAGUACACCACUAUACUACUGUAGUAAAUAGUAUAGGAGGUAGUACAUCAUACUAUUUUGUUAAUAAUUUAAUAAAUAUAAUGGUAUGUCCUUAGACUGCUGCACCAAACAGCGUGUCAAAAUAGUACACAGCUAUUCUACUACACUAAAGAAGGAUAACCUCACAUGCUUCCAUAGUAAAUUAAAGUAUAAUACACUUGACGCAAUAUUAUUGCACUUUACUGAUUAAGCAGUCCAGCAGUCCAGUGUGUUGGAGCAGGAGGAAGUGUGAGUAAUGGCGUGUACUAUUCUGAUAUAUUAUUAAAUGCAGUUGCAUGCAGAUUGGGACGCAGCCUAAGCUUCGGUUUAAAAUGGCUUUUCUCCAUCUAUCUGAGAUUUACGGUGAAUUAGCGCGCCCCGAUAAUCCGAAGUCGGCAGCUGGAGAAGAGAUGAAGAGAGGAGGCUAUAAAGGCUAGCUGUGUGUGUGUGUGUGUGUGUGUGUAUGUGAGAGAGUGUGUGUGUGUAUGUGAGCAGAAAGUGCUGUGUGGACAUUUGCAGGGCACAGACCCUAGCUCUAAAAUACUUCAUCAUCUCCCAGACGGUUAAAUGCAGAAGCAAAAUGCUGCAGUGAGGUGCCAACAUUUAUGGUUUAAUCAUAGCAUUUACGAUUUUUAAUCCGUCGCCAUGGCAAUACAGGAGGCGGCCAUAAAACCUGCGAUCUAACCGGACAUGAAAAAAAAGUUAAGCUGAUUUACCGCAAGGACAGCACACGGGAGCUUACUUUCUGCUUUGGCAUGGACUUUAAUCUAGAUUAAAUUUAACCUGUGUUCAAUUGAACAGAUUUAACAAAGUUGACACCUCUGAGAUUAAUUAAAUCAAGGCACUUUAAUAUUUUCAUGCUUUACCUGCAUGGUUGCGCACUGAUGUGACACUCCGUAAUGGUAGAAACAAAUGUGUGUGUUGAGUUAGAGAAUUCACUGGAGUGUUUCUCACAUAAACUGUGAAGAGUUUAAUGGCACAAUUUAAUGAAGAAGCACAGAGUGCACUUUUUCACCCUUACAGCGUCAGCACACGGUUUGGUUCCAGUAGCACAAUCCUGCUACUGGAUUGAAGAAAUUAGAAAUACCAAAGUUGACAAACGACACAACUUUCAGUAACAACAUAAAAAUAAAACAUUUUGUUUACUCAAUUUUCUCUGAGAAUGAGCUAGUUAAAUAGUUAAUGAAUGUCAUGUCAUCUGCUGGCUUAAUGGUUCUGAUGAUGGGAAGUGGUUCUGGUUCCUACGUUGGCUCUGUGUUGGUGGAAAAAGUCACGAUAUAUAAAGAUAUAUUGAAGAAAAAAAUCAGGUAAUGGAUUCAGACACAGCAUCUUUUACUUUAUAUAUUAUUCUUAUGUUCAACUUUAGCACAAUGUUCUUUUGUAGUAAUGUUCAGUGUUAUAGUAUUUAACUAGUAAUAGACCAGGUUGUUGUAUGGAAUGCUGAUGAUACACAAGCAUAAACCUUUAAUCAUUUAUUUAUUUCUUUUUAACUAUUAUUGCUUUGUGAUUUAUUCCUCCUGUUUUUCAUUAUUUAUUUAUUCUUUGUUUUUGUUUUUUUAAUAUUUUGUUGCUUAUAACUGGAUGUGUAGUUUUGUAAACACCAAAUCCUCAUAUAAUAAUGUUACAGUAAAUGAAACUUAUUUAUAUUGUGCAUGUGAUGAUCCAGCAUUGUGAAUGUACGGCGUUAAUAUGCAAAGCAAUGACCGUUCCAUUUGUAAGCUUUUCUGCUGAGGUUAGCCGAAUCUGUUCUAUAGUUAUUGUUACUGAACCUGCAUUUGUAUUUGAAAUGGUCUGAAUGGAUCUGACCAAAUUGUAACCUUUAACUUCAAUAAAAUUACUUUUUUUUUCCCAAAA